CGGGACAUGCAGAGAAGAGGGCGUGGUCAAAGCGAGCACUUUCGCGGGAGUGUGGCGAGCUGCUGUCAUUAUUGGCGCUCUCACCUGCUGCACGGACACAACACACACACACAUAUAUUAAAAAAAGCAAGGAAUAAUUAACGGCACACAUCAGUCACGUGAAAUCAUGAACGGAUUUACUGUGUAACUCAGUGAGAAACCGCCUGAGAGAGAGAGAGAGAGAGACUCAGGUUCAUGUGGCAGGAGACCCGAGAGGACGCGUCUCAUUACUGACCGAGCAAAUCAACACCAAGUGUCCUAAUAACAGACCCAACACACCCGGCCGGGCACUGCACUCCUGUCUGCACAGGACACACAAACACCUGCUUCACAGGCCUGCGAUAACCUGGCGACUUGUCCAGGUUUACCCCACCUCUCAACCAUAGUCAGCUGGGAUAGGCUCCAGCUUGCCUGCGACCCUGUAGAACAGGAUAAGCGGCUACAGAUAAUGGAUGGAUGGAUGGAUUGUCCCUUCAUCUUUGCUGAACAGAAUGUGCAUAUAAGAUCCACAGCAUUGGAUCCAUAAAGAUUCACCACUAAGUAUUUGUUUUCACUUGCUACAGCCACUUUUUUUUGCCAUGGCCCGGCCACAGCCGGACAGUAGGGUGGACGAUCAGAGCCCUGCGCAGCCGCACACCUGCAGGAUGGAGGUGCUGCGUCGAGAUGCCUGGCCCACACAGCUGACUCCACAGUCCAGACAACGACACAGGACCGUGGCUACUCAGACCAGCACUGUACCGGCACCCGUUAUCUCCACACAGCAGGACGCUGUGAGCAUGGCCAGUUCUCCCCAACAGGAAGGACCACUCAGAGACAGCUCAGGAACCGAGCAGGAGAGGUUGUGUCCUGGUAGGAGGCAGCAGCCCUUGCCUGAUCUCCUUCCCGAGAGCAGUAGCUCUUCAGCACAAUCAAGCCGCCGAGGCUCUGCAGCUGAUGAGGAGUCCAUGGAGGAGGAACAAGUAGUGGGCAGAGUGGCCAUCCAGCUGAGAACCAUAGGAGAUGAGAUGAACGCUGUUUACUUUCAGAGAAGGAAUGAGGGCGCGCAAUGGCAGAACUGGAGAGGCUUGUACCGUGGCCUGGUCGCCUUCCUGGCCGACACCAUCAGCACCCUCUACCAGCUCAGAUAAACGGACGGGUAUUUGGCAUUGCGGGGGCGCCGGCGCUCCCUAUCACAGCCUCUAAUCUACUGCACUGGCUCGGGGACAUUUCUGCAGGCCCAGAAUGCACUGUGGACAUUUUUUCCCUUGUUCUCUUAUUUGUUUGUGUUGUUUCUCAGUUGUAUAUGUUGUAUAUUAUUUUUUUUUUUCCCCCUGUCUCUUUUGGGAGGAGUUUCAUGUAGCAAGUGACUGAAGUGUGUGUCAGUGUGGGGGCAUGUUAAGGGGGAGAAAUGCUUGUGCCUCUCUAGAUCUGCGAAGCUGUGAAGCACAAUCAGUUGGACUCUUGUUUAUUUUUAUUUUCUUUUUUUUUUUUAAACCAACCUGAAGGCCUGGGUACUUAAAGAAUCCGUGAUGAGUCAACAAGUGUGUCAGAAAGUCUGUUGACACAGUGGCUAAUUCACUAGUAUCGAUCAUUUGUGAUGAGGAUGAUGAUCUAAAUUAUAUUCACAUUCUUUUACUCUGAACCCUGGGUUUACACUAGCAAGAGACAAUUGUUCAUUUAAGCAUAUAUCACGGAGCUGUGAUUCCUGAAGCAGUGCAGCGUUAAUGUGAUAUUUACCAAAUUAGCAAUUCGUGAUAUGUUACAAAUUAGCAAUUAUAUAGUAAAAUCCCAAACCCAAUUAAUCAUCCCUCAAACCAUUUCUCUUAAAAUUUCACUUUUGUCCUCCCCCAAAUUAUCAAGAAAAAAUAGGCGGCAUGGUGGUGUAGUGGUUAGCACUGUUGCCUCACAGCAAGAAGGUCCGGGUUCGAGCCCCGUGGCCGGCGAGGGCCUUUCUGUGUGGAGUUUGCAUGUUCUCCCUGUGGGUUUCCUCCGGGUGCUCCGGUUUCCCCCACAGUCCAAAGACGUGCAGGUUAGGUUAAUUGGUGACUCUAAAUUGACCGUAGGUGUGAAUGUGAGUGUGAAUGGUUGUGUCUCUCUAUGUGUCAGCCCUGCGAUGAUCUGGCGACUUGUCCAGGGUGUACCCUGCCUCUCACCAGUAGUCAGCUGGGAUAGGCUCCAGCUUGCCUGUGACCCUGCACAGGAUAAGCAGCUAUGGAUGGAUGGAUGGAUGGAUGGAUGAAUAUCAAGAAAAAGUACAGUCUCAUAAUUUCCUUGGCUUUCAAGUACAAUAUAAAACGCAUUAAACAAAGUCAGUCGAAGCUGGAAGUGUAUGCCCAUGUAUGACAAACUGUAAGCAACAUCAGCGCCUUGCUAGUCUGAACACAGGGUCAACACACAUCCAAGUAUGACCAGCGUUCAAACCCAAAUGCCAAAAAUCAGUCAAUCCAGGUCUUCAGAAAGGACUAAUUGAAAGGAUUGGGUUGUACCUCAGGCACUGUAAUGCUGUAUCUGCUCUUAGCUGCCUUACAGAGCAAUACUGCGUGACAGCACAGGGAAAAGGGCACUACUAAACGAGACUAUCAAAAUAAAGAGAGUCAGGCGACAGGGACAGACAGGCCUUUCAAAACCCACACACUUCCUCUACAGCGAAACCAGUGUGGCGAAUGUGCCUUACAUCACCCUUUAAAAGCCUACAUGUGCUUGAUUUAGCAGGGGCAGUCAGUGAACGGUGUU
Molecule: messenger RNA, 2751 nt
Organism: Neoarius graeffei (lesser salmon catfish)
Lineage: Eukaryota; Metazoa; Chordata; Actinopteri; Siluriformes; Ariidae
Gene: bbc3
Product: BCL2 binding component 3
Exons: 4
Coding region: 618-1166 (182 amino acids)
Biological process (GO): positive regulation of apoptotic process; positive regulation of release of cytochrome c from mitochondria; intrinsic apoptotic signaling pathway
Cellular component (GO): mitochondrion
Source: RefSeq, a predicted model, not a curated record